Messenger RNA from Trematomus bernacchii (emerald rockcod), 1461 nucleotides. RefSeq names its product syncoilin-like. Gene Ontology annotation, cellular component: intermediate filament. The record is from RefSeq and is a predicted model, not a curated record. NCBI's taxonomy places the organism in Eukaryota, Metazoa, Chordata, Actinopteri, Perciformes, Nototheniidae. The coding region runs from base 357 to 1370 and encodes 337 amino acids. The transcript is spliced from 5 exons.
UUGUGGAAAGUUGUUGCUCAAACACUUUUCAGUCGUGAUGUCACCACCAUCUUAGAGACACAUAAAAACAGCUGUAUAAAUAUAACUCUCUCCGGCUCCCAGGCUGGUCCGGGCAUGUGUUAGCUGAUGAAUCCAGAGCAUGUAGGCCGGGCCGCCUCAGCGCUGACACAGUUUGUGAUCCCCUGUGGGGGUAUGAGAGAGUCUUAGAUAGAGUUUCCCCUGUGCCUCCAGUGUUAUUAAUACACAUAAAGUGUGCCUCUGUUUUGCAAGAGACAGACACAGUGAAGAGCUGCACUGAAAGAAAAGUGUUUUCACAGCUGUCCGGACUGUCAUCUCCAAACAAACUUGUCUCUUGGAUGGCCAUGGACCAGCAAACAUCAACAGAAAAUGUGGAAAACAUGUCAUCAUACGAGGACUCACACACAGGGCUUGUAGGGGAUGAGAUUUGCAGCCAUGCUGACUCUGAAACGGAGACGGUCAUGGAGGACUUGGGGCAGCUUUUCGACCACUGCAUCCAGCAAGUGUCCCACAUGGAGGUGCAGCGGAACGAGCUGAUACAGGAGCUGCUCCGGCUGCAGGAGCCCAUGCUGCGAGUGGUGGGGCGUUUGAGAGAGAAGCUGGUGGAGACGCAGAGGAUGCUCACCCUGGCUCAGCUGGAUUAUGUGGCUGUUUAUGAGGAGGUGACGGAGGUGAAGAGGAAACUUUUUGUCACAGCCAGAGACUGCAUCCAGAGCCAGGUGACGCUGGCUGAACAACAGUACCAGGUGGCUCAGUCUGCUGUCACACAGGACGAGCUCAAGGCCUACAUCCAGAGUCUGACCCAGGAGUUGUCCCAGCUGCAGGAGGCCCAGCAGAACCAGCUGAACACCCUGAGGGACCAGGCCUCCACGCCCCGCAGGCCCAGGGCCAUGAGCGACGCCAGCCAGUGCCGGCAGGCUUCUGUCCGGCUGCAGCGGCGGCUCAGCGGCAGCAUGAGGACGCUGGAGGGCUGGUACGAGCCGCGGCUCACAGCCCUGCUCAAGAGAAGGCAGUUUGGGGAGGAAGCCUUGAGAAGGAGCAGGGAGCAGGCUACGGAUCUGAGGGCCAGCCUGGGGCCCCUGAGAGACGACAUACAGAGACUGGAGAUGCAGAGAGCGGGUCUGAUGCAGAGGGUCACUCUGAUGGAGCAGGAUAGGGAGGAGAGUGUCACACAACACAAGGAGACUGUGGAGAAACUACAAGAGACUCUGAGAGAACUACAAAUGGAGGUUGAGGUUCAAAGAAAAUCUAAGAAAAAUGUGGAGGAUCAUAAUGAUGGCCUUUCAAAAGAACUGAUAUUCCUGAGAGGGUGUGAUGAACCCAAUGGAAUUACUGCAAAGGAGGUUCCCUAAAUUCCUUUUUCCAGGAGAUAUUCUUAAAAUGAUUGCGUACACCAUUCCACACUACAAUAUAGCAUUUUAUUUAAUAUGAAAUAUAUAUAAA